AUGACUGCUGCUCUGCUGCUGAUCGCCGCCCUUCCCCUGGCUGGAGCCCUGACUCCCAACGUCCUCACUGUAUCGACCGACAAUGGAGCUGUUACGGGCCAUCGAUCGGUCACUCACCCAGAGGUCCUCGAUUUCCUGGGCAUCCCCUUUGCGCAACCCCCCAUGGGCAAUCUACGCUGGGAGGCGCCGCAGAAAUACCACGGCAACGGCACGUACGUGGCGAAGAGCUUUGUGAGGAUUACCCAGGACUGUCCCUACACGCACACGGCCCUCUACACGUACCCGAAUGAGAUGGAGCAGUUUCCCGACAUCAUGCGGGCCUUUGUGGGCUCGGAGAGUGACAACCCCCAGAGCGAGGACUGUCUCACGUUGAAUAUCUGGACCCGCGAGACCGACAGCCACAUCCCGAAGCCGGUAUAUGUGCGAGGGUCAGGGUACACUCCGGGCACCACGAACACCCUCUUCUACGACGGAGCUGGGUUCGCGAGCGACCAGGACAUCAUCGUCGUGACCUGCAACUACCGCAUGACCGUGUUCAGCUUCCCGGGCAUCCCAGGCCCGUCGACCAGCAACUUUGGCCUGCUGGACCAGCGCGCCGCCGUGGAGUGGAUGAGAGACAACAUCGCAGGCUUUGGCGGUGAUAGCAGCCGUAUCACCAUCUCCGGACAGUCGGGUGGCAGCGCCAUGGUGGACUACUGGGCCUACGCCUGGCCCGAGGACUCGAUCGUGGCCGGGCUCAUCUCGCAUUCAGGCACGGCCCUGAGCUUCGGGGCCAACUCCGCCACGCUGUCCGCGGACAACUGGGCCAACAUCACCAUGCAGCUGGGAUGUCACGCCGUGGGAGAUCCUCUGGCCUGCAUGAAGCGCCAGAAUGCCUGGCGCUUCCGCUACUUCGCCGACUGGGACAACACCCGUCUGUACCCGACCAGCGGCGCGUACCAUGGCGUCGACCUGAACAUGAUCUACGGCAGCUCGGCGCUGUUUACACUUGUGUCUGAAUCUGCUGGGCAGACGGUGCGGACGGCCAGGAUGCGGAAGGCAUGGGCGGCAUUCGUCGCCGAUCCGCACGACGGCCUAUCCAACCUGGGCUGGCCCAUCUUUGAUUUGCACAGCGACACCCUGGUAAUUCUGGGAUAUGACAACCAACCGAAUAUUACAUUUGUCAGCCCAUCCGUGUAUAACCAAGCGUGUGUCAACAUCACCGUUUGAAAGCCAUCUAUCCCUCAUUAACGGUAUAAUUACCCACUACCUGUUUGCAGCGCACGUGAAAAUGCAGUUCCCGAGCUCCUACCGCAGGCAACCUUUGACUUUCUCCCUCUCUAUGCCAGUAAGAAUGGUCCGUGCCGUCAACCCUCCAGAUCCUGAUACUCCACCCACGUCUGCAUCUUUGACCGCACAUGGUCCCCGUACACCACCGCCUCACCCUCCCCGUCGACGGGCGACACCACGCACGCCUCCCCGGGCUCGAAGAAGAAGG
Molecule: messenger RNA, 1477 nt
Organism: Aspergillus heteromorphus CBS 117.55
Lineage: Eukaryota; Fungi; Ascomycota; Eurotiomycetes; Eurotiales; Aspergillaceae
Product: alpha/beta-hydrolase
Exons: 4
Coding region: 1-1209 (402 amino acids)
Source: RefSeq, a predicted model, not a curated record